Molecule: messenger RNA, 1335 nt
Organism: Funneliformis geosporum
Lineage: Eukaryota; Fungi; Glomeromycota; Glomeromycetes; Glomerales; Glomeraceae
Source: the annotation of a GenBank genome assembly
AUGGAAGAGAGGGGAAUUUUAGUGAAGGGACAGGAAACUGAAGCGAGUAAUACAAAGAAGAAGUUCUCUGAACGUGAGAAUAAAGGGAAAAUAGAAGAUAUUCUUAACCCAAACAUACCAGCAUAUAAGAAUUCCGCAAAUAUCUUUAAACGUUGCGAAAUAAAUUUAAUACCAGAUAACCAAGUUGAUAACUAUCGAUAUAUGUACCAAAAGCGAGUACUUGAGGAAUUAGAUGAUAGAUUUUCUAACUUAUCAUCACUAUUAAAGGGUCAUUACAAUUUGGAAAUUUCUGAUGCAUUUCAUAUCAAUCGAGAUGAGAUACAUACAGUUGGCAGGAUUUGUUGUGACUCGGAGGGGAAUCUUAAUACUGAAUCUGUUUUGUUAGAAAUUCCAGAAAAACGAAAUCGUUUGAAAUUAUCAUUUGAUGGACUUAAGUCAUUUUCCUUAUUUUCUGGACAGAUAUUGGGCGUUGAGGGUACUAAUAGUACUGGAAAUUAUUUGAAUAUGAGUAGAAUUUUUGAGAUACCCUUAUUACCUAUGUGUAAAACUCCUUCUAGUGAAUUAAUCGAGUAUAAUUAUGGCCAAGAAAAGCAAAAUGGAAACCCAUUAAAUAUUGUAAUUGCUGCAGGGCCUUUUACUUUGAACGAUGGAUUUGAAUACGAGCCUUUCAAAGAGCUACUUUCCAAGAUGAAUCAAGAGAAACCUGAUCUGUUAAUUUUGUUAGGACCGUUUGUGAGUGAAGAUCACCCACUUUUAUAUGCAGGGAAUACUUCCAAGACUCCUGGCGAAAUCUUUAAAAAAAGUAUUAUAGAUGAAUUAUGUAAAGUGCCUAAUGUAUCCAUUGUUUUGGUUCCAAGCAUAAAGGAUUUAAUUCAUCCAUUUGUUUUUCCGCAAUCACCAUUCCCUAAACACGUAUUAUCAAAGAAUGUAAUUUGUGUGUCGAACCCUGCUCAAUUCCGAGUAAAUGAGAUAACAUUUGCUAUUGAUAAUGUUGAUAUUUUAUUUCAUCUUAUUAAUAAUGAAAUUGAAAGAAUUGAUGGAAAUGCAAAGCCUAGUUUAGAUCGAAUGGGAAGACUAUCGCGUCAUAUAUUGACACAAAGACAGGAAGAAGUACAUCUUGAAUUCAAGAAAUCUAGUUAUCUUGAACUAAAACAAUUACCUGAUGUCCUAAUUCUACCUUCAAAAUUAAAAUCUUUCGCAAAGGUUGUUGAAAAUGUUAUUUGCGUUAAUCCUGGUUAUCUUUCAAGAGGUGAAUCUGGUGGUACCUAUUCAAAAAUGACUAUACAUCCUUUACCAAAAACACUUAUAGAAAAAGAUCAGUUUAUAGAAAACUUG